AUGGCCUUCAGCUACACAACACCUCCCUUCCCAUUCUACGCCCUGGCACUGCAGGGUGAUAGCGAUGGCGUGUACAUCUGGCUCCUGGGUGUGAAACACCGCUUCCCUGUACAACUGGCACCAGAACUUUGGCACCGGCUGUGUCUGAGCAUUGACUCGGUACGUAACAGCCUUAGCCUGAACGUCAGCAGCAGUCAGCAAACACACAAACGUACUGUCUUUGCUCAUGCAAUGAAACCCAAUGGCAAGCUACAGCUGGGAUGUCAGCCCUGGGAGGUCUUCCCAGGAACCCAAAUGGCCACCAUGGAGCUCUAUAUGUUCAGGAUAUGGGGGGACGUCAGGGAACAUGCACUAUGCGAGGACGGCACGAUUGUGGGUUGGGACUCGAGUAUGUGGAGUAUCAGUCGAGCCCAGUCCAGCAUCCAGGAUGACACACUUUACUGCGGCAUACUCAGUCUUUUAGACCUUGUACGAGUGAAACGCAGCCCACCAUCAGAAAUUCCAAAGAAUAUUAACGGUUUAAUCAAUUCCAACAACAACUCCAAUAAACAGCAGGGAAAUUCCAAAUCUACUAGUGCAAGCACAACACUAGCACCGCCUAUUAACAGUACAAAUCCAAACACUACUGCAAACACAACUCUAGCACCGUCCAUUAACAGACCAACAAACACAACACAGUCAUCAGUGAACAACCCUGCAAAUGUCACUACUACUCCAGAACCUACAAACACAACACAGUCAUUAGUGAACAACACUGCAAAUGUCACUACUACUCCACAACCAACAAACACAACGCAGUCAUUACUUAACGACACUGCAAAUGUCACUACUACUCCAGAACCUACAAACACAACACAGUCAUCAGUGAACAACGCUGCAAAUGUCACUGCUACUCCAGAACCUACAAACACAACACAGUCAUUAGUGAACAACACUGCAAAUGUCACUACUACUCCACAACCAACAACCACAACACAGUCAUCAAUUAACAACACUGCAAAUGUCACUACUACUCCACAACCAACAAACACAACGCAGUCAUUACUUAACAACACUGCAAAUGUCACUACUACUCCAGAACCAACAAACACAACACAGUCAUUACUUAACAACACUGCAAAUGUCACUACUACUCCACAACCAACAACCACAACACAGUCAUCUGUAAACAACACUGCAAAUGCCAAUACUACUCCAGAACCAACAACCACAACACAGUCAUCACUUACCAACACUGCAAAUGUCACUUCUAUUCCAGAACCUACAAACACAACACAGUCAUCACUUAACAACACUGCAAAUGUCACUACUACUUCAGAAUCAACAAACACAACACAGUCAUCAGUUAACAACACUGCAAAUACCACUACUACUUCAGAACCAACAAACACAACGCAGUCAUCACUUAACAACACUGCAAAUGCCACUACUACUCCAGAACCAUCAAACACAACACAGUCAUCAAUUACCAACACUGCAAAUGCCACUACUACUCCAGAACCAACAACCACAACACAGUCAUCAGUUAACAACACUGCAAAUACCACUACUACUUCAGAACCAACAAACACAACGCAGUCAUCACUUAACAACACUGCAAAUGCCACUACUACUCCUGAACCAUCAAACACAACACAGUCAUCAAUUUCCAACACUGCAAAUGCCACUACUACUCCAGAACCAACAACCACAACACAGUCAUCAGUUAACACCACUGCAAAUGUCAGUUCUACUCCAGAAUCUACAAACACAACACAGUCAUCUGUUAACAACACUGCAAAUGUCACUUCUACUUCAGAACCAGCAAACACAACACAGUCAUUACUUAACAACACUGCAAAUGUCAUUUCUACUUCAGAACCAACAAACACAACACAGUCAUUACUUAACAACUCAGCAAAUUCCACUACUACUCCAGAACCAACAAACACAACACAGUCAUCAGAUAACAACACUGCAAAUGUCACCACUACUUCAGAACCUACAAACACAACACAGUCAUCACUUAACAACACUGCAAAUGCCACUACUACUCCGGAACCUACAAACACAACACAGUCAACUCUUAACAUCACAGCAAAUAUCACUACUACUCCAGAACCUACAAACACAACACAGUCAUCUGUUAACAACACAGCAAAUGUCACUACUACUCCAGAACCAACAACCACAACACAGUCAUCACUUCACAACACUGCAAAUGUCACUACUACUCCAGAACCAACAAACACAACACAGUCAUCACUUCACAACACUGCAAAUGUCACUACUACUCCAGAAUCAACAAACACAACACAGUCAUCACUUAACAACACUGCAAAUGCAACUACUACUCCAGAACCAUCAAACACAACACAGUCAUCAAUUACCAACACUGCAAAUGUCACCACUACUCCAGAACCUACAAACACAACACAGUCAUCUGUUAACAACACAGCAAAUGUCACUCCUACUCCAGAACCAACAACCACAACACAGUCAUCACUUAACAACACAGCAAAUGUCACUCCUACUCCAGAACCAACAACCACAACACAGUCAUCACUUAACAACACUGCAAAUGUCACUACUACUCCAGAAUCUACAAACACAACACAGUCAUCUGUUAACAACACUGCAAAUUUCACUACUACUCCAGAACCAACAAACACAACGCAGUCAUCACUUAACAACACUGCAAAUGUCACUACUACUCCAGAACCAACAAACACAACACAGUCAUUACUUAACAACACUGCAAAUGUCACUACUACUCCAGAACCAACAAACACAACACGGUCAUCAGUUAACAACACUGCAAAUGUCACUACUACUCCAGAACCAACAAACACAACACAGUCAUCAGCUAACAACACAGCAAAUGCCACUACUACUCCAGAACCAACAAACACAACACAGUCAUCUGUUAACAACACUGCAAAUUCCACUACUACUCCAGAACCAACAAACACAACACAGUCAUCAGUUAACAACACUGCAAAUGUCACUACUACUCCAGAACCAACAAACACAACACAGUCAUCGGCUAACAACACAGCAAAUGCCACUACUACCCCAGAACCAACAAACACAACACAGUCAUCACUUAACAACACUGCAAAUGUCACUACUACUCCAGAACCAACAACCACAACACAGUCAUCACUUAACAACACUGCAAAUGUCACUACUACUCCAGAACCAACAAACACAACACAGUCAUCACUUCACAACACUGCAAAUGUCACUACUACUCCAGAACCAACAAACACAACACAGUCAUCACUUCACAACACUGCAAAUGUCACUACUACUCCAGAAUCAACAAACACAACACAGUCAUCACUUAACAACACUGCAAAUGCAACUACUACUCCAGAACCAUCAAACACAACACAGUCAUCAAUUACCAACACUGCAAAUGUCACCACUACUCCAGAACCUACAAACACAACACAGUCAUCUGUUAACAACACAGCAAAUGUCACUCCUACUCCAGAACCAACAACCACAACACAGUCAUCACUUAACAACACAGCAAAUGUCACUCCUACUCCAGAACCAACAACCACAACACAGUCAUCACUUAACAACACUGCAAAUGUCACUACUACUCCAGAACCAACAAACACAACACAGUCAUCAGCUAACAACACAGAAAAUGCCACUACUACUCCAGAACCAACAAACACAACACAGUCAUCUGUUAACACCACUGCAAAUGUCACUAACACUCCAGAACCAACAAACACAACACAGUCAUCAGUUAACAACACUGCAAAUGUCACUACUACUCCAGAACCAACAAACACAACACAGUCAUCAGCUAACAACACAGCAAAUGCCACUACUACCCCAGAACCAACAAACACAACACAAACCAACAAACACAACACGGUCAUCACUUAA
Clarias gariepinus (North African catfish) is the source of this 3888-nucleotide messenger RNA. RefSeq names its product mucin-2-like. The coding region runs from base 1 to 3888 and encodes 1295 amino acids. The record is from RefSeq and is a predicted model, not a curated record. Lineage: Eukaryota; Metazoa; Chordata; Actinopteri; Siluriformes; Clariidae. The transcript is spliced from 6 exons.